UGUAUUUUUUUUAAUUUCUUUUUUUUUUUUUUUACGAUAUUGGACCAAACGCGAACACAACUAAAGAAUCUAAUACGUUUCAGCUACAAAUAAAAAAAAGAAAAAAAUAUAAUUAAAAAAAAAAACAGUGAAAUAAUAAAUAUUAAUUUUCCUAUUCAGUAUUAGAAGCCAAGUUGGUGUGUUUUAAAGCAUUGCUCCAUAAUUUAUAACUCUCUUCUUCUUUUUCUUUUUUUUUUGAGUAUAAAGAGAGUCAGAGAGAGAAAAAGAGAUAAAAGAUUAAAUAAUAAUAACAAUAAUAAUUACUGGUGGUUUUUGUGAACAUUAUUAUAAAUAAACUAGUUAACUGGCUACUUCAUUGUGAGGUCCAAUUAAAUUUUUAAAUAAACAAAUUAACAAUAUUGUAAAAAUGUUUUGGACAAACAUUUAUACAUUGUCGCCACAUAUUGAGGCAUUACUCAACAGAGAGGAUGUUACACUCUACGAAUUGUUGGACCAAGAAGAAAUUGUUGCUGAAUGUAAAAGUCAAAAUAAAAAAUUGGUUGAAUUCUUGACAAGACCUGAAAUAAUUGAAGAAUUAGUUAUGUUAACUAUUAGAGAACCUUCUGAAGAUAUUGAUGAACGUUCACGUUUUAAAUAUCCAAAUAUUGCUUGUGAAUUACUCACUUGUAAUGUACCUACACUCAAUGAAAAACUUGCUGAAUCAGAAGCAUUGUUAACAAAAUUGUAUUCAUUUAUUGAUACUGAUGAAGAAUUAAAUCCUCUUUUGGCAUCAUUUUUCAGUAAAAUUAUUGGUGCACUUUUAAUUCGUAAAAGUGAUCAGAAUUGGUACUCUUAUCAAUUUGUUUGUUUACAAGUUUUAGAAUUUCUUAAAAAUCGUGAUAAAUGUGUUGAUCGUUUAUUGCAACAUUUAAAUACAUCAGCAAUAAUGGAUCUUAUAUUAAAAUUAAUAACAAAAAUUGAAGGUACUGAUAUGAUACAAAAUGUUAAAAAAUGGCUUGAUGAUAAAAUAAUUGUACAACAAUUGGUUAAAUUAUUAACACCAACAAAUGUCAAUGAAAGACAUACAAAUUCAUCUGAAUUACUUGCUAAUAUUAUUAAAUUAUCAAGAGAUAAUAGACUAUCAAUUGUUGAUCGUAUUGAACCUGAUCCAAUUCUCGAUACUCUAGAAUCGGAAGAAAUUGUAUUUCUAUUGUUGGAUACAAUAUUGGCUGAACCACAAACUGAAUCAAGUAUUGUUGGAGGAAUACAAGUUCUUCUUGUUCUUCUUGGUCAAGAAUCAACAAGCCAACAAACAUGUGACUUGCAAGGUAAUAAUUCUGGUGAUGAUACAAGUGAUGGUGUUGAUCGUGUAAAGAUACAAAAUGCAACUUUACAGUACCUGGAAAAAUUAAAUAAAUUACUAUUAGUACCACCACCAAAACCAUCAGUUAAAACAACUGCUGGUUUUUUAGAGUGUCCAUUAGGUAAUACACGUCUUCAUGUUGCCAGAUUAUUUACCGCCUUAUUAUCCAAUGAAAAUUUUAAUGUAUACAAAAAAUUACAAGAGCUUAAUACAUUUAAAAUAUUAUUGGAUUUAUUUUUUUUAUAUUCAUGGAAUAAUUUUUUACAUAUGCAAGUUGAACAAUGUUUGGCCUUACUUAUUAGUGAAAAUUGGGAAGAUGAUAAUGAAAAAAUUAUUCAUACGCACAUAUUUAUUGAUUGUAAAUUGAUUGAACGUAUUUUAGAAGCAUGGGAAAAUAAUGACAAUGAACAAAAAUUACACAAAGGUGUACGUCAAGGUUAUAUGGGACAUUUAAUUAGCAUAGCAAAUAAUAUUGUUAAACAAACUGAAAAAUCAGAAAAACUUGAUAAAUUUUUAAAAAAUAAUAUUGAUAAAUCAUGUUAUGAUAAAUGGAAUGAUCUUGUAAAUAAUCAACUUGCUGAAAUAAAUAAAACAAAUGAAAUUUUAUUGGGUGGUAAAGCACAAGCAUAUAUAACAUCAUCAGAAGAUAGUUCAGAAGAUUUUAAUUCAUAUCAACAAGAUUCAUAUGCUCAACAAAGUUAUGCAAAUUAUCAAGAACAACAAUUAACAUCACAAAUUAUUGAACAUUAUGGUUUUCAUGAUGAUGAAUUUAGUGAUGGUAAUGAUGCAUUACAACCAAGUAAUUCAGUUGAUCAGUUAAAUACAAUGCCAUUUUCAAUGAAUGAAGAAGAUCUUGUUAAACAAGAAGAUAUGUUUAAUAAAAUAUGUCAACAAAAACAAAAAUCUGGUAUUGAUGAAGGUGGUAUUGAAUGGGGUGAUGAAGGUGAAUUAACAUUUCAAACAGUUAUUGAUAAAAGAGAUUGGCCAUUUAAACAACAACAAAAUGAUUCAAUGUCAUCAGAUGAAGAUGAAGAAACAAAAGAUUUACAUAUGGAAAUUGAUACAACUGAUCCAUGGAAUAAUGAUGAAUUAUUACCUAAAAAUAAUAAUAAUUUAUUAUCAAAUAUUAAUCCAUGGGAUAUUGAAACAUCAACAUCUAUAAAUGACAAUGCUGAUUGGGCUAAUUUUGAUAAUUUUGAAAAUACAUUACCAAAUUUGGAUAAUAAUAAUCAACAAACAAAGAAUGUUAAUAUUGAUUUAAAUAAAGAUAAUAAAAAUAUUAAUGACAAUAAAUUAUCAUUUGAUAAUGAUGAUACAACAUUAACUAUUCAAUAUUCAAAUGAUGGUAAUAAUGAAAUUUUAAAUAAUGAUAUUGUUGUUACUGCAACAACGAGUAUUAAUGAAGCAACAAAAAUACAUGAUGAUAACUCUGAAAAACAUAACAAAAAUAUUGAUACAACAAUUGUUGAUGAUAAAAUUAUUGUUGCUGAUAUUGUUGAACAUAAAAUUGAUAAUAAAGUUGUUGAUCCAGUUAUUGCUGAAAAUAAAUCUGAUGUUAAAACAGAUGCCUUAUCAACUACAAGUGAAUUGGAAGCAAAAACAUCAGACAAUAGCAAAACUGAUGAUUCAUCAGUAAAGCCUUCAGCUUCACUCACAACUUUAUAAUCUAGAUGAAAAAUUGAAAAAAAAAAAAACAAAUCAUUGAUGCCACGUUAUGAAUUUAUGUAAAUUUUUAUUAGAAAAGAAAUAUUUUUUUUUUGUUUUUUUUUUACCAUAGAUUUUUCGUGAAUUCAGUGAUAAGUUACUUGAAUAAUUAAGUAAUGAAAAAAAAAGAAAAAAAAAAAAGUUCUCAAUGACAUUUCCAAUCAGAAUAUUUGAUUCGUUAAAUAUAUUGUAAAUCAUAUCAGAAGAAUGAAAAAAAAAAGGAAAUGAAAAUAUUUGAAUUUAUAUCCAACGAAUCUGUUUAACAAUUUUUUUUUCCUUUAAUUGUAUAUUUUAAAAAGAAAAUACGUAUAAAAACAAUUAUUUUGCAGGGUAAUAAUGUGCUUAAUGUUGAAGAGAAAUAUAUUAAAGCAAAGAAGAAAAAAAAAAAAGACUAAAAGUAACACGUAGUAGAAAAGAAAAAAAAAAAAAAAACAUUAAGAUUAUUCAGUUGUAAUAAUAAUAUAGAGUACAACCUUGUAUUUUUAUCAUUAUUUUUCAAACCCUUGUACAUUUGUUAAGCUUGUUUAAUCCAUUCCACCUGAACCAUAUAAAAAAUAAACAAAUUCGCUAGAAUUUUUAAAUCCUUUUUUUUUUUUUUUUCUUAUCGAUAGUAUUACUAAAUAUAUUAAUACAGUUUGUUGAUAAAAAAUCAGCUAAAAAUUAUUUACAAAAAAUGGAUGAAAAUAGUAAUUUUUCAUCAAUCUGAUGAUGUUAAACUGAAGAGAAGGAAAAUUUCAACUUUGAUUAUGAUCCACCUUAAAAUAAAAC
This is a messenger RNA of Aphidius gifuensis, 3814 nucleotides long. RefSeq names its product serine/threonine-protein phosphatase 6 regulatory subunit 3 (gene fmt). Gene Ontology annotation, cellular component: cytosol; nucleus. Bases 407 to 3007 code for a protein of 866 amino acids. NCBI's taxonomy places the organism in Eukaryota, Metazoa, Arthropoda, Insecta, Hymenoptera, Braconidae. The record is from RefSeq and is a predicted model, not a curated record. Gene Ontology annotation, molecular function: protein phosphatase binding; protein phosphatase regulator activity. The transcript has 9 exons.